This is a messenger RNA of Haemonchus placei, 285 nucleotides long. Lineage: Eukaryota; Metazoa; Nematoda; Chromadorea; Rhabditida; Trichostrongylidae. The record is from the annotation of a GenBank genome assembly.
GUUCAGAUGCUGUUAGACCUUCCACGUGACGGUGAUCGAGUGGAAGUGAUCACAUCGUCUAAAACAUCCGAUGAAAUACAAAGAAUGCUCGGAUACCCCGAAUCGUCUAGUACUAGCACGAUCCAAGUUUCCCCAUUGCGACAGAUGGCAGGCAUCUUAAUCGAUCUGAUAGUGAUGAUAAAGAUGAAGUCAGGAGGUUCGCGGACGGUGAACAUGCAGAUCGAAUGCCCAAACUUCAAACCGAAACGAAUACGAAUCGAUGGAAGCUGGCAUUCGAUUGUCUAG